UGUCAAAUUUAAAUGUUCAAAACAGUUAAAGUAGUUUUAUAAACUUUGCAACAAUUUGCUUAAAAAUUCAUUAUUAACAUGUAUAAAAGAAAAUCUAAAACUCAGGCAUUGCAUCCAGUUAGUACUUCUCAAGGAAUAUCGAGUUCCUUAAAUAUUUCAAAAUAUAAGUUACAAGAUAAAACAAUAAGUGCUCCAGUAACUGCACAAAGCAAAAUAACAGACGACGAUGAUUAUAUUCCUGAAGCAGCACCACUAUCUAAACGCGUUCGACGUAAUUCGUCGGUUGAUAAAGAAAAUUUACCAGCAAAAAAAUAUUUCGAGGAAAUCUUAGAGAAAUGUGGUCUUCAAAUUCAGUAUGGAAGUUCACCACAUACGUUAACGAUACUCGGAAAAGAGCCUAUAAUUAUAGCAAAUGAACUACAAACACUUUUUAAGAAGUCUAAUAAAUCAAAUGAGAUGAUUGAAAAGUUUAUGAAAACUUUUGAGGAAUAUUGUAAAAAUGAGAAGUAUUUAAAAAAGGCUUUGUUACCAACACAGGUAGCCAGUUCAUCUGAUACGGACAUCAUUGUUGGAAUUCCUAAAGACAGUCUUAUUCGAAUUUUAUUAAAUGUCGACUUUCUACAAGAAAAAGUUAUUGAUUUUGUUUUAGAAAAAUUAAUGGAAUAUGCUCUUGAAGAGGAUGAUGAAAGUAACUGGACCAGAUUAUUUACACGACCAUUAGCGUUUUUACCAACUGUAAACAAUAGCCAUAAAUUAGCAACAAGUUUAUUAGAUUUAAUUGAAGUAGCUGCUGUUGAUAGUCAAAUGGAAUUGAUAACAAUAUUACCGGAUAUUUUACCAGAUCAUGAACAUGAAUUUGUUUCAAUUCGAUUAAGUGAACUAAUGAAGAAAAGCAGUGAAUUAAUACCGGCAAUAUUAGAAUGUUAUGGUCAUCUAACUUUAAAUACUGAAAAACAUAACGAAGUACGAAAACAUUUGUUGGCACUCAUACAAACUUCAAUUGCAGUUACACAUAUUCCAAUAUUAACACAAUAUUUGUUGAAUACUUGUCCUCAGUCCGAAAUGGUUGAGGUGAUUCAAGAAUUAAGAAAAACAUUAAUAGACACAACAUUGUUAUUAAAUACUCAAGAUGAAAAACAAUUAAGUUUAAUUAUGACUUUUUCUACAAUUCAAUUAGCAUUUAUGAAAUCAAAACCAUUAGCAAAUGCAUGGAUUAAAGUAAUCCUAAAUAUUAAAGAGCCAGCAGCACACAGGUCAACUGAUGUGAUGAUUUUAAUAAUUUUAUAUACAAUUGCUACACAUAAGAGGAAUACUGACAUUUACGCAUCAAGAUGCUAA
This is a messenger RNA of Chrysoperla carnea, 1338 nucleotides long. RefSeq names its product Fanconi anemia group D2 protein homolog. The transcript is spliced from 8 exons. Gene Ontology annotation, biological process: homologous chromosome pairing at meiosis; interstrand cross-link repair; double-strand break repair involved in meiotic recombination. Lineage: Eukaryota; Metazoa; Arthropoda; Insecta; Neuroptera; Chrysopidae. Gene Ontology annotation, cellular component: nucleus; condensed chromosome. The record is from RefSeq and is a predicted model, not a curated record. The coding region runs from base 79 to 1338 and encodes 419 amino acids. Gene Ontology annotation, molecular function: DNA polymerase binding.